UUUAAAACUAGUUUACUCUUUUUUAACGGCAUAAAGUAUGACGUUUGCAUAGUGUCUGACAUAUUGAGUGUGCGUGAGUUCAUUGUACCGUACGGCGUUUCUCUGCCAGCUUAACACGGGGGUGCGAUCUAUUUUGUCUUUCUUGCUGUCUGUAAAAGGCGCUGCAAAUGUCUUCAAACAGCUACAGAAAGUGGCUUUAAAGUAUAGUGUAGUGUUGUGUUAGAUUCAAGCCAAACUGACUAAAUCAUCCAGAGAGAAAGGUAGAAAACCCACCCAUUUUAAAUGCAAAUAAUAAUUGUCUCAUUUGAGUUCGAGGUCGUUUUAGAAGAAGCCUUCUUCACUAAAAAUGCCGAAAAGAUCAGUGAUGCUUUUCUUGAAGAGAGAACCUCCAAGUCUUUGGUAAACCGGAUGGAUAAAGUAAUUAGUGAGGAGCUUGGCAGGAGUGAGUUCGCCAAGGUCUUUCUGCUUCUGAGAGCCAUUGAAAACGUGUGUCAGAGUGAUGAAGACCUCAUCCAGUCCUUCAUCCAGCAUGGUCUUAUCGUAAAGAUGUUGGCCUGGUUUGAAAGAGCUGUGGAGUUUUUGAAGGUGAAGGAACUACAGCACCAAAAAGCGCUAUCAAACUUAAUUGAAGCAUUCUACGACACCUCCAUGAACAUCUGUCGGAUCAGCUUGCAAGGGAAGUCCCAGAUCCACGACAUCUUUGUGCUGCGAUUCGGCGCGCUCGUCACAGACGCUGAUGUACAGUUCGACCUUCGUUUAGAGGCUAUUCGAACAAUAAAUUCAAUCCUUGAUGGAGCUACCAAAGAGGAGAGGAAGAGGCUCAGUCUAUCUGAAGACCACUGCUUACUUCUUGAAGAACUGGCUAAAGUGAUUGUGAAUGUUGGUGACUAUGAAAUGCAGGUGGCCGUCUCUGAAUCGCUCUGCCGCAUGACUACCAAGAAGUGGAGAGAAGAGCUGGUUUACAAGUGGUUCCCCAACAGAAUUUUUGCAGACGCCUUCAAAUCAAUCAACGACCGGGAAUUUGAGACUGAUUGCAGAAAAUUUCUCAACAGACUGAAUAGCCAUUUUGGAGAUGAGCGAAGGGUGUUUACAUUUCCCUGCAUCAAGGCUUUUUUAGACAAGACUGAGCUAUUUAAACCAGAUGAUGAGAAUCUUGAAAAGUUCUGGGUAGAUUUCAACCUUGGGACAUGCUGCAUCAGCUUUUUUGUGAAUGAUCCAGAGGGAGCUCUUUGGGAGUCAAUAAACUUGCCAAAAGCUGCCAUCAGUGAUUAUUCCAUCAAAGGUGUGUGCGACCCUGUGCCUUUUUCUGUGUUGGCAGAAAAAGAUGACCAGAAAAUCCUGACUGUUCGAAUGGAAAUUCCUGUCGCUCACAUCAAUAUAAAAGGAAGAACUGUGAAAAUCAUUUUUGAAUCGCAGUAUGACAUCCAGAAUGCAGUCAGGCGUGCGCUUGGAGACAAUUUACAAUUGCAAAGUACUGAGGGACAGUCCGUGAGCAGAAAUCUUCUCAAUGACUUCCUUUCCAGUUGCUCGGACCCGGGUUGUUUAGAUGCUGCCGAUGUGAGUGCUGUCAAUGAUGAUGAUCAGAAGUCACCCGCAUCAGCAUUGGAGAAAGCUGAGCUCCUUCAUCUGACUGAUGAGUCAGAAACAGAGGUGGCGAUGGCCAAAAAGAGACUCUUCAGUUCGUCUGCUUCCUCGAAAGGAUUUGCAAAGUCCCUCCAAGACACGGGAGACAAGCCAAAAGAAUCCCGCAAGGGUCAUCAACCCAAAGCUGCUGCCUUCUCUGAGAGCAACAGCAGUCCAACUCAGGGAGGAGUAAGCGACAGUUUGCGUGUGAAAGCGCUGCCGAGGUCAGACUACACUAGGAAGAAACCCAAAGCUAAGUCCGCUCUGAGAAUUCUGCCCCAGUCCUCACCUAGUAGUGCUGAGGAACCCGGCACCAUCAAGCACUCAACACCAAAGACUGCAAGCGUUAAGCUAAGCGGAGCUGCCGGCCUCAUGGUCCGGCCUAGAGAGCUCAGCUUGGAGUAUUCUCUCAUUUCAGCACAAAAGUUUGAAGCCCAUGUGGAAGGACUUGAGAAGACUAUCCUGGAAGACUCAGUAUUCAUGCCAGAUGAUCAGGAUGGAUCCCCUAUUAAGAAAAACUCCCUUAGUGAAGUUCAAAAGUCUCCGGGAGCAAGAAAAAGGAAGCUUGAAUCUCCAGUGCUGGAUUCAGGUAUAGGACCAGAUAAGGGGCUGUCAACAAUGGAGGAGGACCAGGGCACCGCAAGCCUCAAACCCAGAGGAUUCCACCCCCCUAGCACCCCGGGGGCUACUGGGGAGAGGAUCACUAAACUCUUUGUAGAAGCCUCGGAGUCUGACACUGAGAUGGCUUCUGGGGUAACUGCUGCCUUUCAGUCGUUCAAAAAGCAGCUGAAGGACCACUUCUCGUCCAGGUAUCGGAAAAUAGAAACCCAGUCUAUGGAGUCUCUCCUCGACUGUCAGGAGAGUGUGAGGACACUGCUGAGCUCCGUACAUGGGUACAGGCUCAAGCACCUGGAUACCUUUCAAACCACUGUCAUCAAUGAGCUGGCUCACCUAGAGCAAGACUGUCAUUCCCUGAAGAAGAUCGAGAGGGAAGUCAUGAACUUCUGGAAGGCGGAAUCCAAAGUGGUGACAAUGUUCUGCGAGAAGCAGCAGCACAGGUUGCGGUCGCUGGAGCUGCUUAAAGAAGCGGUCCACAGUCCAGCCACGGAGGAUGUGGCUUCUCAGGGAAUCUCAACAGAAGACAAGACAACCAGUUAUUCCACUGAAGCCACCAACUUAGUUACUUAGACCUUCGUAAAUAGCACUGUUGGUUUGUUUGUGUGUGUGUGUGUGUGUGUGUGUGUGUGUGUGUCAGCAGUCAGUC
Paramormyrops kingsleyae is the source of this 2887-nucleotide messenger RNA. Lineage: Eukaryota; Metazoa; Chordata; Actinopteri; Osteoglossiformes; Mormyridae. The record is from RefSeq and is a predicted model, not a curated record.